Molecule: messenger RNA, 384 nt
Organism: Fusarium fujikuroi IMI 58289
Lineage: Eukaryota; Fungi; Ascomycota; Sordariomycetes; Hypocreales; Nectriaceae
Exons: 1
Coding region: 1-384 (127 amino acids)
Source: RefSeq, a predicted model, not a curated record
AUGAUAUCCACUCCCGAACCGCCGUCUAGCAGGCAAACUGAAACCGUGGAGCCUUUGUUGGAUCCUGGCCUAAUGAUGAACCAAAACGAACUCAAGGUUUGGAAUGCCUUAUGUGAGCUAGAGGACGAAUUGGAAGUGGGAUGGCUUCCAAUAUGCAAGGACUCCAUCAACUUGGACGAUGGUUCUGCCAAAAGGCAAGAAGAGCGGCUCGGACUUAUCAAUGGAAUCCAUUCUAAUAUCAUAAAAAAGCUGAGGCGAAUUGAACAGCUCAGUGGGCCUGACAUCAAGGCAAAGAGAAGCCAUGUAGAGGAAAAGGUCGACAAACUUUUAGCAACGUUCGGGGCGAAGUCAAUGACAGGAACAGAGAAAUAUUGGAUACUAUAG